AUGAAUUCGUCGCUAGAACCCUUGAGAGCCGAGUUCCUCGGGGAAGGAACUAUCAAGUUGUUCAGAGAGUGGGAUUUCGAGGAUGUCGAUGAAUUUGCCUCCGAUCUCGGAGUAUUCCAAGCAGGAGACCAGGAUGGUACAGACGGUGAAGGUACAGUUAUUUCCAUCAUUGCAAUUCCGAGCUACUUCACCGCCACUGACAUCCUCGGAUAUGUGGGGCAGGAUGCCGUUGCAGCCGUAUCGUACUUCCGAGUCAUCAGAUCGGUCACCCCUAACCGGCAGAUGGUCCUUAUGAAGUUUACGAAACCGGAAGAUGCGUCAAAGUUUGUUGCACAAUACGAUGGGAAACCAUUCAACUCCAUGGAGCCAGAAACCUGCCAUGUCAUAGUGGUUAACUCAAUCACAUUUUCCACGGGAGAGGAGGAAGGUAAAGCAGCCAACUCCAGAUCCGGAAAGAACCUGAUACAACCUCUCACCCUCCAAGAUAUCCUCCAGAAGAAGCCGCCUCCGCCUCCAACUCCCACUCUCAAGGAACUACCCACGUGCCCUGUCUGUCUAGAAAGAAUGGAUUCAGCCCUCACAGGACUCAUGACGAUCCCCUGUCAGCACACUUUCCAUUGCCAGUGUCUUUCCAAAUGGAAGGAUGACAGUUGCCCUGUUUGUCGGUACUCCAACAUGAAGAGUAACUUUAUCCAGACGAAACAGAAGUUGGUGUCGGCAAAGCAAUCCUCCUCCUCCUCCUCUUCAUCCUCGCAAGCGCCUUCGACGGAUGCUUGUUCGGAAACUGGCUGUAGCGAAACGCAGCAUCUUUGGAUCUGUCUAAUUUGCGGGAAUAUUGCCUGUGGAAGGUACAAUAAGGGCCAUGCUGUCACUCACUUUGCUGCUACCGGACACUGCUUUGCGAUGGAUAUGCAGACCCAGAGGGUGUGGGACUAUGCAGGCGAUAAGUACGUGCACAGAUUGAUCACCAACCAAAGUGAUGGUAAGUUGGUGGAGCUAGGGCCAUCCCGCGCUGGAAAGGUUAGGCACGAUAUUGAAACGCUAGACGCUGACUACUCAAAAGCGGCCAUUGAUGAAGAUGUCCUUUCAUCUAAAAUCGAGGCUGUGGGGCUUGAGUACUCCCAGCUAUUGAUCAGCCAGUUGGAAUCCCAGCGGGAGUACUACGAAGAUAAGUUAGCGCAGUCUGCGGAUAUCAACCACCAAAUGGGCCAGCAUAUCUCGCGUUUAGAAGGGGGGAACCGCCAACUCCAGGACAAGCUUGACGACUUAGCGGCAAAGUUUCAGCUGUUUGAGGUACUAAUCCCACAGUACAAGGACCAGAUCGACCUGUUCAAGCUGGAAAAGCGGAGAUUGACGGAAAACUACAAGGGUGUGUCGCAUGAAUUGGCAAUCGAGAGGCAGCUUAGUGAAAAACUAUCGGAGAAAAUUGACCACUUGACCAAAGUAAAUACCGACCUGGCGUUGGAAAAGGAGGACUUACAAGAACAAGUGAAUGAUUUGAUGUUUUUCCUUGAGAGCCAGGAAAAGUUGAAGGACUGUGGGGAAGACGUGCGUGAGGGCACGUUGGUGAUUCAAGAUAAAAAGUUGAAAAAGAAGACCAAGAAGAAGUAA
Molecule: messenger RNA, 1611 nt
Organism: Babjeviella inositovora NRRL Y-12698
Lineage: Eukaryota; Fungi; Ascomycota; Pichiomycetes; Serinales
Exons: 1
Coding region: 1-1611 (536 amino acids)
Biological process (GO): Ras protein signal transduction; protein ubiquitination
Cellular component (GO): cytoplasm
Molecular function (GO): ubiquitin protein ligase activity; zinc ion binding
Source: RefSeq, a predicted model, not a curated record